Molecule: messenger RNA, 2009 nt
Organism: Carassius carassius (crucian carp)
Lineage: Eukaryota; Metazoa; Chordata; Actinopteri; Cypriniformes; Cyprinidae
Product: eyes absent homolog 2-like
Exons: 16
Coding region: 389-1807 (472 amino acids)
Biological process (GO): cell differentiation; positive regulation of DNA repair; multicellular organism development
Cellular component (GO): nucleus
Molecular function (GO): protein tyrosine phosphatase activity
Source: RefSeq, a predicted model, not a curated record
UUCAGCUCGCUCAUUUAUUGAAUGUUUCUUCACAUUAGUGCGCACUCGAGUUCGCCACACACACCGGGAGCCAGACACACACGGCAGAGCUCUCGAACACACUGCGGUCUGAGCGCGCGCGCAGCUGGAUCAUUCCAAAUUUAAAAAUUCGAAUGUAACAACAGCGGGCGAGAUGCGACAUUAUAUCCGUCUGUCGGCGCUUUGAACAACGCGCAUCACGCAGGAUGCAGAGGAAAUUUUGCUGAACUUAAAGCAGUUAUUUUUUUCUUUGCUUCAGACAUGGAAAGCUGACAGCUGAACGUGUGCAAGCGGAAGUACAACAACAGACAGGAGCCAUUAGAUCUACACACUGGGCGACAAUUUUAGACCAUACCCACUGUCCUCAGUCAUGGCUGCUUACGGACAGACACAGUACAGCCCUGCGUUACAGCCGGCCGGACCGUACACACCGUACACACACCACACACAGGGUUACAGCAUGACGUCCUACAAUAUUAAAACAGAAGAUGGUUUGAGUCAUUCACCAGGACAGAGCAGUCUGCUGGGAUACACGUCCAACUUCAGUGGCACUCCACCUGCUCAGACGCUCUACAGUUACUCCACACACGGCGGCAACAUUUCUUCUGGAAUUUUCCAGGGUGCAAACAGCAUCACAGGCUCAACACCAUUCAGUCCUACACAGCAGGACUUCUCAGCGUAUUCUAGCUACAGCCAAAGUCAAUAUUCGCCAUACUACAACACACACUACAACAGCCCGUACAUCACAACCAGCAAUAUCACACCCUCAGCGAUACCCUAUCAGCACACAGAUCAUCCCGCUGUAUCGACCAAUCACAGCCCGGAAUUACACACAGCAGAGUACCACACUCCCACGAGUCCUCUGACUCCAGGAAAGGAGCAGGAAGGCGCUCCAGCGAGACGCAGCUCAGAUGGGAAGCUGAGAGGCAGGAAGCGUGCCAAUGACCCCGUCCCCCCUCUGGACUCUGACAUUGAGAGGGUGUUUAUUUGGGACCUGGAUGAGACCAUCAUCAUUUUCCACUCGCUCCUGACGGGGACUUUUUCCACACGUUUCGGCAAGGACUCUGGCAAGGCUGUUUCUCUGGGCUUGUGGAUGGAGGAGAUGAUCUUCAACCUGGCUGAUUCUCGUCUGUUUUUCAACGACCUGGAGGAAUGUGACCAAGUUCACAUCGAUGAUGUGGCUUCGGAUGACAAUGGGCAGGAUUUGAGCAUGUAUAACUUUGGCACGGAUGGCUUCCAGAGCCCAGCAGGUGGAGGCACGCUCUGCCUGGGCUCAGGUGUUCACGGCGGGGUCGACUGGAUGAGGAAACUCGCCUUCCGCUACCGCAGAGUCAAAGAGAUCUACAACACCUACAAGAACAAUGUAGGAGGUUUGUUGUGCAGUCCGAAGCGGGAAGAGUGGCUUCAGCUGAGGCGGGAGAUGGAGGUUUUGACGGAUCUGUGGCUGACGCAGGCACUGAAGGCCCUCGCUCUCAUCAACUCCAGACCGAACUGUGUGAAUGUGUUGGUCACCACCACGCAGCUGAUUCCAGCGCUCUCUAAAGUACUUCUGUACGGUCUUGGAGGAGCUUUUCCCAUCGAGAACAUCUACAGCGCCACCAAAACAGGUAAAGAAAGCUGCUUUGAGCGCGUGACUCAGAGGUUCGGUCGGAGAGCCGUGUAUGUGGUCGUAGGAGACGGAGUCGAGGAGGAGACGGUCGCCAAGAAGAAGAACAUGCCGUUCUGGAGAGUGACGUGCCGGCCGGAUCUGGAGGCCUUGAGUCAUGCACUUGAGCUGGAUUACCUCUAGAGGGCAGCAUCUGCUCGUCUGCCGAGAACUGCAGGACCAAUCAGCAGGGAGCACCAAUCUUACUGGAAAAUUUUGCUUCAAAUCAAUCCAAGAAAAACGCUUUUUUUUCACUCUUUCUCGCUCUCCACCUGAGAGACUCAGCUCUUUCAUCCACUCGCUUUUCUUUACAACAGCACUGCACUGAAAACAGACCCAUCGAUGA